GGGGAGCAGAUGAAAGGCGAUGAAGAGAACGAUGAAGUUGUAGACGUUGUGGAAAUGGAACACGGAAAACCAACGGAACACUGUGCAUCACCUCACCAGCAAACUCCUGAGACGACUGCGGGAGAGACCAGCAGGCUGACGCCUCCCAGCCAAUCUGAGCUGUUCCUACCAUCACCCUCGGAGCUCUACCGCUGUCUGCCUUGCAGGGGGAAGCCUGUGACCUUGACUGGCAGUGCACUGGAGGUGGGCGAGAGUUUUCUUGACCAAGAAGAGAGCCUUCUCCAGAGAGCCAGGUGGGUUGUUCCUCCCAGAGCAACCAGCUCACGGGCACUACAAGAAUCGAGACCUAUUCGGUCUAGUGUAGCUCCGCAAAAGACGGUCGAGGUGAAGCGACAGAACACGGCUCAUCGGGAUCACUCGCCAGCCGGGGCAACCCCUGUAAUCAGUGCCUCGUUAAGGCUUCCAGCAUCGGUAGCAGUCUCUCAGACUGACGCAAGCAGCUCUGACUCCAGACAAUGCAUCAACCCACCAGAGAAAAGCUCUUUGUCCAGUAACGGAGGAAGAAGUCGGCAUACUCCGAGUGAAGUUUCCAGCACUUUGAAAACCCAAACGAGAGAAAAUGUCUUGGAAUUGAGCCCCAGAGGACCCAAGAUACUGUUGAAAUCUAAGCUAUGCCCUCAGCCGCGAGAAAUGCGGACGCAGUUUUCUCCACAAACAACUGGGAGAGAGAAACAAAAACUGUUAGAGUCACCUAUGUCGGGCGGUUCAGCAGUGGCAGUGAGGGGCAGGAGAUACGAAGUGCCUGAGGUUAUUGACAGCAGUUUCUUUGACCACGAGUCUCAGAUGGAGGGGUCGGGAGGGGAGGGAGAGAGGGAGGAGCCUCGCGUGACCCUCUGUUCACCGAGUACCCAGGGCAGCACCAGUGGGCAAGAGAAUCCAGUGGAACCCUGUUCAACACCCCAGGGCCCCAUCAUUAGUGACAGAGAUAACAUGGCGAGUACCCAGGGCAGCACCAGUGGGCAAGAGAAUCCAGUGGAACCCUGUUCAACACCCCAGGGCCCCAUCAUUAGUGACAGAGAUAACAUGGCGAGGAGGGGGUCUUCUGCUGUCGAGAGACAGAGUAUUUCAAGCCCAGUCGAAGAGAGAAAUCUGCAACAACCCACAGGACCUCGGACUUUGAUAACAACAUACUGUGAUAACGUACGAACUGCCGCGGGUGGAUCUUCUAGCGUCGACAAGGGGAAUAGUUCAGUUGGAGUGAGAAAUCUACAACAACCCAUGGUACCUCCUGAGACCUCAAUCGCCACCUCAACUGAUUUGACCUCUCUCCUAGUGAUAUCUUCAGUGGCUGGUGACGGUGGUGAAUCGAGGGGUCUUUCGCCAACAAGGAGAAAUCUCGAAGGAACACUGAACUCUGCUCUCGAGGGUAGAACGGAGGAAACCUCAGAGAAUGAGGCUGUGAGGGAGGAGGGGGAGAGGGGGGCGAGGGGGGAGAAAGAGGUGAGGGUGAGCAGUGGAGAAAAAGAAAUGUCUCGGAUACGGGAGUACAAUGUCAAGAUCCCCAAACUCUCUGUUCCAACUCCAACAACCAGAGCAUUGAGGUGCAGGGCAGAAGACGCCAACAUUGCUGAGGUACUGAGUGACUUGCGUCUGUCACUGGCAUCACAACACUGCGGCGAUAGUUUGAGCGAAUUCCACGAUUUUGUUCUCCGUCUGCCUCUCCCGUCGGUCCGUGAUGCACCCACUGCCGGCGACAGGAAGACAACGAGGAGACCGCAAAAGAGAAAAAGGACAGAAUGUAAAGAAACGAACCAAAACCCUAUUUCUGAGGAUCCUCUCCCCUCUACGUCGGUCUCAACCUUGCUCACUCACCUGCGUGACAAACCGGUGCAGACGGGCACAGGCAAAGAGUCACAAGCAGACAGUUGGUCUAGCAUAGAUCAUCUCUUGGACUGUCUUCUUCCUCCUCCUCCUCCUCCUCCUCCUCCUACUCCUCCUCCUCCUCGGGCUCCAGCUGCUCAGGAGAUGAGGGAACAGAGAGAGACUGAGUCCCAGAGAGCUGCUUGUUCAGAAAACGAAGGCCCCCACCAGAGAGGAAAUGACCCUGAGAACGGUCCUUCCAGCCACUCUGAUAGUGAUCUACAGCCUGGCCAGAGCCCCAGCGAUCGUGUUCGUCAAGCAGAAUGUCCAAUGCACAUCAAAAAGAUCAUCCACGGCUUCUGGUUUCGACACUCCAUAGCACUGACAAAGAUGUCCACCGACCACACUACUCCCUGAUCCUAAUCACAUCAUUAUCAUCUUUUUAUUCAGACAUUGUAACAGAAAAAGUGGGGG
Messenger RNA from Geodia barretti, 2334 nucleotides. The record is from the annotation of a GenBank genome assembly. NCBI's taxonomy places the organism in Eukaryota, Metazoa, Porifera, Demospongiae, Tetractinellida, Geodiidae.